Messenger RNA from Blepharisma stoltei, 537 nucleotides. The record is from the annotation of a GenBank genome assembly. NCBI's taxonomy places the organism in Eukaryota, Ciliophora, Heterotrichea, Heterotrichida, Blepharismidae.
AUGGACGAAGUAGAAGUUUAUACCAAUUCAGAGGAAGAUUUUGAUGAAAAAUCCAGUGAGUCAUCGAGUGAGCCUUUUGCCAAAUUAAAUUGAAAGCUGUGGCCAAAAUAUCGAAUAGAUGAAAAGUUUUCUCAAUGAAUGCACCAAGACUCUAUUGUAACAAUUUUAAAUUCCUUGAACCUAGCCUUGAAAAGGCAAUAUCUUAUAUAUCUUUCAGUUGUUUCAGGAAUUUAUUGUCUUUUAUUUUUAGGGUUUUCACUUGGCUUUUAUUUUUAUCAGCUUCCAAAUUUAGCAGGAACAAUUAUCUUUACUAUCAUAUUUUUAGGGUCAUGAAUUGCUAUCGCAAGAUCUAAAGAAUUAAAGUCUUUCUUCUUGCAAAAAUCAAUGCAGAGUUUAAUUUUAGCAAUAAAUGAAGUAAAUAAUAUGAACUCAAAUAUAGAAAUCGAAAUCCCAAACGUUGUAUUUAAGUUGCGAGCAAAGAUAGUUGAAAAAAUUAAUCAGCCAAGUGAGCAAGAGUAUCAAUUGAUUAAAGAUUAA